Messenger RNA from Miscanthus lutarioriparius, 2595 nucleotides. The record is from the annotation of a GenBank genome assembly. Lineage: Eukaryota; Viridiplantae; Streptophyta; Magnoliopsida; Poales; Poaceae.
AUGGCCACCUGGGCGAGCACCGGCUCGGGCCUGAUUGUAGCCAAGAACGAAAAUGGAGAAAAACGAACAACGCAACAAAUUAUAAGUGCCCCAGCCAUCAAGCAUGUUGGCCCAGAGUUCUUACUACCACACCAUCAUGAGCACCCAAGCGCUUUGGAGAACUUUGGUUCUGAUUUGAAAAUUCAGGUGGCUGGAUGUCCUAGCCUGGAGAGGAUCAGCAAUCUGCCAAAUUUGCAGGACCUCAUGAUCAUAAGAUGCCCAGAGUUGAAGGUAUUGGAGGGUUUGCCUGCACUUCAUAGACUCACACUGGAGGACUACGACAUGAAAACACUCCCUGGAUACUUGCAGGACGUAAACCGAAGGGAUUUGCGUCUAAACUGUGACAUCUCCCUGCUCGCUUCCAUAGCUGAAGGGGAAUCUGGCCCUGAGUGGGACAAGUUCAGCCAUAUCAAGCAGGUCAAUGCAUAUGCAGAUGAUGAUGACAACAACAUUGAAAGGAAGUGGUACGUGAAGUACACAGGCGAUCCAUUCAGCUUCAAGACAAACAUCAACGUCUCUGCUGACGCUUCAGGAAGUUACAUCAAGGCGCUCGUGGGCAGUAAGGGAACUCCAGCAGGGUCUCCGCCCGUCAAGGACGAAGACCCAAGCGGGGCGCCGACGCGGCCCCGGACGGUCCUCGGCGCAGGCACUCCAGCAGGGUCUCCGCCCGUUGAGGGCGAAGACCCAAGCAGGGCGCCGACGCGGCCCCGGACGGUGGUUGGAAAUCAAAACAAUGAUGAACCAAAGGUUGAUGCAUUGAAGGACAUUGGAACGUCGUUUAUAGCAAAAUGUGAUGGUUUGCCUCUCGCAGUCAAAGUAAUAGGAGGCCUUCUCCGCCAGAAAAACAUAAGGCGAAGCGACUGGAAAAAUGUCCUAAAUUAUUCUACAUGGCCAGUAUCUCAAAUGCCUGAAGAGCUAAACUAUGCGGUAUACCUUAGCUAUCAAGAUUUGAACCCAGAGUUGCAGUCUUGCUUUCUGCCCAAAAGCGUAUUGUUCGGGUUUGAGCGUAUUGUUGCCAUGUGGAUUGGGGAAGGAUUUGUUCAUGGAAACUCGUGUGAUUUAGAAUAUUUGACUAGAGAUGAAGCACUGGUAACUCAGAAAAGUGAAGCUGGGCCAACCAUUAAUAGCAUUCCAGAAAAUAUUAUUCGGUUAUCACUAGAAAACAAAGGAACAGAGUCAAAUAAGCUAGCAUGGAGUUCUCUGCAAGCACAUAUAUCACUACGAACACUAAUUUUUGGUGGGAAAAGUAAGAUCAACCCAGGUGAUUCACUGUCAUGUUUUCCAUGUUUGCGGACCCUACAUAUAGAAGAUGCAAAUUUUGAUGCAUUGUCUAAAUCCUUGGUCCAACUCAAACACUUGAGGUAUUUGUGCCUAGAUGGCACUAACACAUCUAGGCUGCCAAAAAAAAUAGCCAAGAUGAAAUUCUUGCAGUGCAUUGACCUUACUAAUUGUCGAAGUUUGGUGAAGCUUCCUCGUGGCAUUGGAGAGUUACGGCAGCUGAGGUAUCUAAGCCUUGUAUACUCAGGUAUAAACAAUAUACCCAGGGGUUUCGGCAGCCUAACUAAUUUGAGGAUAUUAUGGGGGUUUCCUGCCCAUGUGGAGGGUGAUUGGUGUAGUUUGGAAGAAUUAGGACCUCUUAACCGGCUCACGAGUCUUGAUAUUCGUGGCCUGGAGAAUGUAUCUUAUUCCACAUUUGCUAUAAAGGUUAAGCUUGGUGAAAAGGUGUGCCUCAGCUAUCUGAACUUACAGUGCACUAGUAGUAGUGGAGGUGCUCACCGGUUGGUGAAACUGGAAGAGCAGCAACACAUCGAGAAGGUGUUUGAUGAGCUCUGCCCUCCGCCUUGCUUAGAAAAUCUUACAAUCGAAGGGUACUUUGGUCAACGACUUCCACGGUGGAUGACGUCGACAGCAAUUGUGUCCCUUGGAUGCUUGAGGAUUCUAUUCAUGGAAGACUUGCCUUAUUGCACGGAGCUACCCGACAGCUUGUUCCAGCUCCCCAGCUUGGAGUUCCUACACAUUAGAAGCGCCCCAGGCAUCAAGCGUGUUGGGCCAGAGUUCUUACUACCACACCGUCAUGAGCACCCAAGCGCUGUGGAGAACUUUGGUUCUGGUUUGAAAAUUGUGGUGAGAGGAUGUCAUGGACUAGAGAGGAUCAGCAAUCUGCCAAAUUUGCAGAACCUCGUGAUCGUAAGAUGCCCAGAGUUGAAGGUACUAGAGGGUUUGCCUGCACUUCAUAGACUCACACUGGAGGACUACGACAUGGAAACACUCCCUGGAUACUUGAAGGACGUAAACCCAAGGGAUUUGCAUGUAGACUGUGAUGUCCUGUUGCUCGCUUCCAUAGGUAAAGGGAAAUCUAGUCUUGAGUGGGACAAGUUCAGCCAUAUCAAGCAGGUCAAUGCAUAUGCAGAUGAUGAUGACAACAACAUUGAAAGGAAGUGGUACGUGAAGUACACGAUAGAUCCUUUCAGCUUCAAGACAAACAUCAGCCCCUCUGCCGACGCUUCAGGGGAUGAAACAGAGGAGGUGUUAUUGGACAAAGUGGAGCAAGUUUGA